Molecule: messenger RNA, 3021 nt
Organism: Carlito syrichta (Philippine tarsier)
Lineage: Eukaryota; Metazoa; Chordata; Mammalia; Primates; Tarsiidae
Gene: CDHR3
Product: cadherin related family member 3
Exons: 21
Coding region: 109-3021 (970 amino acids)
Biological process (GO): homophilic cell-cell adhesion
Cellular component (GO): membrane; catenin complex
Molecular function (GO): cadherin binding; calcium ion binding
Source: RefSeq, a predicted model, not a curated record
AAAACCAGGAAGGGAAGCUAAGUGGCGUCUGGAAUAAACCUUGGAUGUGAGGCAGGAUUCAGGUCUUGGAUGAUGUGCUGGGAGCACACAGAGGCAUGAACAUCAAAUAUGCAGGAAGCAGCCGUUGUCCUGCUUCUCCUGGGUGCCCUAUCAGCAGGAGACGCACUACACCUAAUCCACUUACCUGCCACAGGCAACGUGGCCGAGAAUUCUCCACCUGAGACUUCAGUGCACAAGUUUUCUGUGAAAUUAUCAGCAUCACUGUCACCUGUGAUCCCAGGUUUUCCCAUGAUAAUCAACUCAAAUCCCUUAACUGAGGCCUUCAGGGUGAAUUGGCUGUCAGGCACUGACUUUGAGGUUGUCACCACUGAGAAGGAACUAGAUUUUGAAACAGGACCGAACAUAUUUGAUUUGCAGAUUUAUGUUAAGGAUAAGGUUGGUGUCACAGACCUGCAGAUCCUGACUGUCCAGGUAACAGAUGUGAACGAACCACCUCAGUUUCAAGGCAACUUGGCGAAAGGUCUAGACCUCUACAUAGUAGAAGGAACAAAUCCUGGAUUCAUUUACCAGAUUGAGGCUUUCGAUCCAGAAGAUACAAGUCGGAACAUACCCCUCAGUUAUUUCCUGGUUUCUCCCUCAAAGAGCUUCAGAAUGUCUGCUAAUGGUACCCUCUUCUCCACAACAGAACUGGACUUUGAGGCAGGAAACAGCAGUUUCCAUUUCAUUGUGGAAGUGAGGGACAGCGGAGGCCUCAAAGCCUCCACAGCACUCCGGGUGAACAUUGUGAACCUCAACGAUGAAAUCCCUCGCUUCACCAGCGCAAGGCGAGUGUACAUGAUUCCAGAGGAGCUAAGUCCAGGAACCAUUGUGGCCAAUAUCACAGCUGAGGAUCCCGAUGGCGGCGGUUUCCCCAGUGACCUCCUCUACAGCCUCACUACUGUUAGCAACUAUUUCAUGAUAAAUCAGCUGACUGGUACAAUCCAAGUUGCCCGGAGGAUAGACCGAGAUGCAGGUGAAUUAAGACAAAAUCCCACAAUUUCUCUGGAAGUUUUGGUGAAGGAUAGACCCUACGGGGGUCAAGAGAAUCGUAUCCAGAUAACCUUCAUUGUGGAAGACAUCAAUGACAACCCUGCUACAUGCAGAAAGUUCACCUUCAGCAUUAUAGUGCCUGAAAGAACAGCCAAUGGGACAUUGCUUCUUGACCUGAACAAGUUCUGCUUUGAUGAGGACAGCGAGGCACCAAACAACAGAUUCAACUUCACCACGCCAUCUGGAGUGGGAAGCAGUGGCAGAUUUUUACAGGAUCCAGCUGGCUCUGGGAAAAUUGUGCUGGUUGGUGAUCUGGAUUAUGAAAAUCCCAAUAACCUAGCAGCUGGCAACAGAUACACGGUGAUAACCCAGGUGCAAGAUGUUGCUCCUCCUUACUAUAAAGAUAGCAUCUACAUUCAUAUCCUGACAAGCCCCGAGAAUGAGUUUCCUCUUACUUUUGAUAGGCCAUCCUACGUAUUUGAUGUGUCAGAAACAAGACCCGCUAGAACCCCCGUGGGACAGGUGCGAGCGACAGAUAAAGACUUCCCCCAGAGCAGCACUGUGUACUCCAUCUCCGCCGGAGGGGCCAGUCUCCAGUACCCGAGCAUAUUUUGGAUGAAUCCCAAGACGGGAGAACUCCAGCUAGUAACUAAAGCGGACUAUGAAACAACCCCCAUCCAUAUUCUCAGUAUCCAGGCCACCAACAACGAGGACACCAGCUCAGUCACUGUCACUGUGAAUAUCCUUGAAGAAAAUGACGAAAAGCCAAUUUGUACCCCAAACUUGUAUUUCCUGACCAUCCCAGUGGAUCUGAAAGUUGGCACAAAUAUUCAAAACUUCAAGCUGACGUGUACUGACCUUGAUUCCAGCCCCAGAUCUUUUCGUUAUUCUAUUGGCCCAGGCAACAUCAACAGUCAUUUCACCUUCUCUCCCAAUGCUGGAUCCAACGUCACACGCCUGUUGCUUGCGUCUCGCUUUGACUAUGCUGGUGGGCUUGAUAAGAUCUGGGACUACAAACUGCUUGUCUACAUAACUGAUGACAACUUGCUGUCCGGCAGGAAGAAAGCUGAGGCCCUUGUUGAAACAGGAACAGUGACACUGAGUAUUAAAGUCAUUCCCCACCCAACCACAAUCAUCACCACAACCUCCAGGCCUAGGAUCACCUACCAGGUCCUGAAGAAAAACGUGUAUUCUUCUUCAGCGUGGUAUGUGCCUUUUGUCGUCUCUUUGGGCUCCAUAUUGCUUCUGGGCCUCCUGGUGUCCCUGGUUGUUCUGUUGGUCAAAGCCAUCUACAGACACUGUUCCUGCAAGACCGAGAAGGACAAGAAACCUCUGGCAAAGAAAGAAGAAACGAAGAGUGCAGAGAGAGAGGUUAUGGUGGAAACUAUCCAGAUAAACACUGUCUUUGAUGGAGAAGCCGUAGAUCCAGUGACUGGGGCAAUAUAUGAGUUCAACUCAAACACUGGAGCCAGAAAGUGGAAAGAGCCAUUCACUCAAAGGCCAACAAGAAAAGAGCCUGCCCCGCGCCCAGUCGCUGCUGGGGAUGGGACUGGGCUGCUGAGAAGUACCAACGAGGAAGAGCACAGACUGCGUGGCAGAGUGCAGGGUGAGGAUCCAGGCUUUGGUUGCAGAAAUGAGGGCGGCAAGCCCGUGAACUUUCGGGAACAGUCCUGGUGGGGCAGAGUGGACAAAGCCAGCCUGGGUGACUGCUCCAGCUUUCAGCUCCUCGGGAGCCUCUUGGAGUCUUUGCAAGUACCAAACUGGGAACUUCAGACUUCAGACAAGAAUCCUUCAAACCUGGGAGCUUUGCAACAUUCAGACAGUGCCUGCGGAUCUUCUCUGCCUGAGGACCACAAGCAGCCCCUGUGGUCCUACAUGAACGGGGAGGAGGAAGGGAAUGCAGCCCCACAUUGUAGGCCUCGCUCCCCCCCCCCCAGGACGGAUGAUGGAAUGGAGACACAGGCUUGCUUCAAUCUUCUUGCUUGCCUGUAG